Oikopleura dioica is the source of this 2955-nucleotide messenger RNA. Lineage: Eukaryota; Metazoa; Chordata; Appendicularia; Copelata; Oikopleuridae. The record is from the annotation of a GenBank genome assembly.
AUGAAGAUUCUAGUGGGAAUUCUCAGUACACUGCUCGGCGUUGCCGAUGCCAAGGCGGAUACGAUCACCUUCGACAAGCAACAGGCGAACAAUUUCUUUUACAAAAUGCUGCGGCCGCGCAAGGAAGGCAAGCUAGAAGUGUUCCAGAUUCCAGAUGGCGUCGUCAAGGACGACUCGCAGACAGCAUACACCAACUACCUCGCACUCAAAGGAAAGAAAGCUCAAUCACCUCAAGAAGCUCUAGAAUAUGCAAACACGCCGGGGAGCGAAUAUGCUCUCAGGAAGGAAGACUGGGUGUCCAUUAAUGACGAUGAAUUCGUCUUCUUCCCCAUUCCAGUCUCGACAAGGACCUAUCAAGUUACCCCAAAGACUCAGCAGUUCCUCUGGAUCGUCGGCAACGAGGCCAACUGGGAACCAGCGAUGCACCGCUUCCGAUUCAAGGUCGACAAGAUGCCUCAGGAUGCGCUGGACUCGUCCGCCCUCCGUGUCUCCUUCACCGUCGAUGAUGAUGACAUUCUCCAACAGUCGAUUAGGGAGUUGUUUGACACGCUUGUUGGUUACACUUCAACCGAUAUUGAACACUGGCGAGUGGUGCACGUUGACGAAACAGCUGCCGAUGGAACGGUUGUCGUUGACUUUGUGUAUCGUGAAGGAAGCGAGUGUUUGUCCGCCUACGAUGACAUUUGGCCGUUCAUGACUGGCAGUAGCAUGUCGAUGGUUGGCGAGAGCGAGCCAAAGGAAGACCUCCGCCAAGCCGCAGCUACAUCUGGCCAGAGCAUUCUCACGCUUUCUCUAACUGUUCCAGACGCUUGCGAUGUUCCUAUGGUUGCACCGCCACCACGACCAAAAGCACCAGCUACUCAGACUCAAACCUACACUGCUGGUGAACCCUUCACAGUCGAGCUUCUUCUUGGCUCUGGAUCAGCCAUUGAUGGUGUUCCUUCGCAAUUCGUCGCCGUCAAUGAAGAUACUGCUUCGUUCCUCAUCCCAUUAAAUGCAGCUGGAAAAAUGACGCUCAAGGUCAGCAAUGGAGACACAGAGUACGACCUCGUGCUCGAACCCGCUGCUUAUGAGCCGUUUGCUGGGAAGUCUUUAACAUUUGAUGGCGGGCUAUCGUUUGAGCAGCGACAGCAACUCGUGGAAAAAAUUCCAUUCCCUCUUGUUGACUCUACCCAAGAUGGCGUAGCAUUUGGUCUUCCAUCUUCUUUGUGCGCUGAUCUUGCUGAAUAUGACUUCAUUUCCGACCGCAGCGCUGAAGUUGGUGGAAUUGUUGGAACAGUCGAUUGCCAGCUCAAGAAAAAGAAGUUGAAAAAGGAAGUUUCCCUCAAAGUCGGCAAAGUAAACGAAAUUGACCUUCCAUCCGCUGACAUGAAAAUUAUCGACCUCGGGUCACUCGACGACAAGCUUAUCCUCGUAGAUGACAACGUAGCAAAGGUCCUGCUGCCUCAAAAUAACUUAGACGACAUUGCAGAGGACAGUUUGCGAAUAAUCCUGGCGGAUCAAGAAAACGAUGAGUUUGAAGUUGUCCUCGACCUUUCAGAAGCAAAAGAAAACAGCGUCGAUCCAGCGUUUACACUCAACUUCAAGUUCAACUCGCAACCCGCCGACCGCUGGGGACUCAGCGAGACACUCACUGCUCUCAAGGAAAUCAAACGAGCCGGGGUUCCAAGUUCGUUCGAGCUCAUCGAAGUCAGUGACAAUGUCCUUGUGAUGACGGAUGCCGACAACGCGAAUUCAAAAUGCUCUGAGCUUGAAGGCGAAUACGCCUUCAUCGAAAACGGAGAGCUCUACUUCCGUUCAAAAUAUUUCAAGGACGCAUGGGAGAUUUCAACAAUCGACUCGGUCUCCUGCAAGACCCCAACAGAAGCACCAACUACUGAAAAAACAACGAUGAAACCGACUACGAGCAAACCGGUUUGUGUUCUGGACCAAGUGAAACUCCAGAAAAAAGUUUCCUUGAACAUCCAAGAAAACGUCGAAGAGAGAUUCUCCAAGGAAGAUUUACUGGAGAACAUUGAGAAAGAAUUCUUGGACCAAGUUGAAAUCAUCCCAAACAAAGUUGAUGCUUCAAUCAGUAACUGGAACUCAUUCAACGAGGAACUGACAGUUUUUGCUACAUGGGAUGCUAUUGUAGAAAUGAAAUCAGCAAGUGGCUUGGAAGACAAGAAAGCUUCUGAUAUCUCAUUCACUGUUAGCGCUGAGAACUGCAAAGACCAAGUCAUCAAAUUCGAAUUCGUCGUUGAUUUCGUCGAUGAUUGCAAGAAGCCAAGUCAUGUGCUAAGCAUCGAACUGUUGACACGAGAUCAGAAACCAAUGAUCAGUGACAAGUACAGCACGAUGGAGAUUAUCCGCGAAACCUACGGCGACGACGAUAUGGGAUUCAUUCGAGUCCAGAACUUUACAAAAGUAGACAGUGCUGGCAUGAUCUACAUCACAUGGCUGAAUCAUACGGAGGUCAUCUGCCAGGAAGAAUACUGCCCCUCCGAUGAAGUGCAGCACCUCGUUGAUUUCAUCGUCGAUCAGUCUAAUCCGCAAACGGCAAAGGCGAAGGACCAGUUUGUCAAUUAUUUCAAGGGAACCGACUAUAUCUUGAAACACAUCAAGUCGCUCAAGAUCAACGCUUGCAGAAAAAUGGAAAGCACUCCCAAAAGUGAUCCAGUCGAUGCCGCCAGCACCGCUGGAACUAGCGUCAUUCUUCUCAUCAUCGGAACAAUCGCGCUUGUGACCGCCGCAAUCGGAUGUAUUUACAUGAAGAAAAAGAAGGAAAAUGAGCAACAAAAUCAGCCGGGCCGUGUUCAGUCAAUUGACGAAACUUUCACGUCGAGGAAGGACGGUAAUGUCACAAUAAUGGAAAAUGAUCUAAACCCAGCAGAAAAUCAAAGCUUGCUACAGGGUCAACAGGACGAGUUUAGUCAAAAGCCCGACUCUAAACCCGAGGGACUGACGAGUUCGUGA